Molecule: messenger RNA, 3339 nt
Organism: Gadus morhua (Atlantic cod)
Lineage: Eukaryota; Metazoa; Chordata; Actinopteri; Gadiformes; Gadidae
Product: transient receptor potential cation channel subfamily A member 1
Exons: 19
Coding region: 134-2722 (862 amino acids)
Biological process (GO): calcium ion import across plasma membrane
Cellular component (GO): plasma membrane
Molecular function (GO): protein binding; calcium channel activity
Source: RefSeq, a predicted model, not a curated record
AACAGAAUACAUUGGACCUCCUCAGACCGCCGUCCACGUUACACUCUCAGCUGACACCACACUGACACCCCACUACCUGAGGAGCAUAUCAACAGAACCCUCAGAACCUCAGUCUGCGUCUGGGGGGAGAGCCAUGAAGCGCAGAGCCCUGAUUGGUCUGUUCGGACACGAGAACCCGGCCAUGGAGCUGGAGCUGACCAAUGAGGUCAGACACCAGUCAGAGUGGCCUGGUGGGGGGGGGUCCCCAGGGCCCCAGUGCCCUGGUGGUUCCAGGGGGUCCGGGCCGGACACAGCAGCCAGCCAGUGGGCCAGUUACAACUGUAGCCGCCGGCCACAGACAGCCAAUCAGAGGACUGCAAAACAAAGCACAGGCACGGCAGCAGACAGUAAAUACCGAGGCCUGGUGGAGGAUGAGGAUGAGGAUGAAGAUGGCUAUGACCUCACAGAUGCAGGCGGUAAAAGACAGGUGCCCAAAAGAAAGCUCCUGGACUAUUUCAGAAGCCUCGCAGCGAGCAACCAAGACACCGACCAGGUGGAUCUGCAGUAUGUGUCUGACAUCCUCUUAAAGGGCGCUGAACCCAACGCUCACGAUAGAUAUGGACAGACAGUAUUACAUGAGGUGUCCCGGGCCUGGGGGGUGGAUGUGAUGCGGUUCCUGCUGGAAUGGGGGGCGGACCCCCACAGGGCGGACGGCUUCGGGGUGACGCCCCUCCACGUGGCCGCGGCCCUGGACUACCCCCAGAUGACCCGCUUCCUGCUGGACAGGAAGGUGGACAUGGAGGCGCGGACACAGCAGGCCCAGACGCCGCUGCACUACGCGGCCAAGAGUGGCGCAGCGGGGUGCGUGCGGCUGCUGGUCGCCGCGGGGGCGGAGCUCAGCAGCCGGGACUACAGAGACAGAACGCCGCUGCAGCUAGCCGCCGUCAUGGAUCGUAGCGAGGCGGCUCAUGCUCUCCUGGAGUUGGGGGCGGAUGCUGGGGUGAAGGACUCUGACGGACAGCUCUGUAUCACGGCUAUGAUUGGCCGAAUGCCUGCUGUGGCCCGCAGGGCUCUGGGUCAGUUCCACCAGAAGGACCGCAUGACCCGCAAACAGUUCUACUACCUCAACCUGCUGGAACUCCGGACCCCCAGCCCCACCGACCCAGAGCAGCCCUCCAGUGAGCCCCGGUCUCCACUGGAGCUGAUCGUGAGCAAAGGCUGUCUGGAGCUCAUCACGCACCCGGUCGUCCUCAAACUGAUCCAGACCAAGUGGAACCUCUACGGGAGGCUAGGGGCGUGGCUGCUCCUCAUCCUAAACAUUCUGUUUAUCGUUGCCUGGACGACCGUGGCCAUCUCCAUCUCUGACACGCCCAAGCCCUACAUACUGCCUCAGGACUGGUGGAGAGUGCUGCUCCUGGUGGUAGCUCUGCUCCUGCUGGCGGAGGAGGUGCUGAGGGAGGUGAAGGAGAUCCUCAUCUCCAGGAGGAGGCUGCUCCUCUGGAAGACCUGGGCCCAGGGCCACAUCUCCUCCGACCUGCUCCUCUCCCACCCCAUGUGGCCCGAGGAGAGAAGUUUCCUCCAGGAACAGAUCAGACAGAUCCACCAGAUCAAGUGGGCCUACUUCCAGGAUCUCUGGAACAUCUUUGAUUGGCUGGUGUACAUCCUGCUGGCGGGGGCGGUGGGCAUCCACCUGGCCGACGUCAUCCUGGGCUCCGCCCCCUUCCACAGCUCCAGUGUCCGCCUCUUCGCAGUCACCAUCAUCUUCCUCUGGCUGCGCGUCCUCAAGCAUGUCCGAGCAUUCAAAGUGAUGGGCCCCUUCAUCGUGAUGCUGGGGGAGGUGGUGGGCGACGUGAUGCGUUUCCUCUUCCUGUACGUGGAGAUCUUCAUCCCGUACGCCUGCGCCUUCUGGAUCAUCUUCGGAGGGCAGGACGCGGUGCCUAGCAUGCGGACCUUCUCUACGCUGCUCUACAGCCUGUACCGCAUGACGCUGAUGGACGAGUACCAGUUCGACGCCAUGGUUACGGUGGACUCCACCAUGGCCCACCUGCUGUGUGGAACCUUCCUCUUCCUGUCCUCCAUCCUCUGCAUGAACCUGCUCAUCGCCCUGCUGUCUGACACCUUCCAGAGGGUGUAUGACAACGCCCAGGCCAACGCGGUCAUGCAGCAGGCGGCCAUCAUCCUGCAGGUGGAGGACACCAUCCCCUUCCUGCGCCGUUUCUAUGACCACCGUCACAUCCAGGUCCACUGUGCGCCGCUGGCGGAGUGCUACGACCACGACCUCAACACCGACGCCGUCCAGCACCAGCAGAUGACCAGCCUCGCCUCCACCUUCAAGGAGAGCCUGGAUGAGUUCCUGGAGAUCCAGAAAACGAAUAGCGACACUCCAGAGCAGAACCAAAGGCAGACAAGGAACCAGAGGCAUACCGGUCAGACCCAGGAGACCCAGCAGAACCAGAAGCAGACCCAUCAGAACCAGAAGCAAACACAGCAGAACCCCAGUAGCAGCAGGAGGUCCAGUGGUUCCUCUCAGGACCAGCCCGGGGAGACGGUCCUCGCUCGGCUCCAGGAGUCCCAGACCCAGCAGAACCAGGAGCUGCAGUCCGUCAGGGCCCAGCUGAACGAGAUCCGGGCCCUCCUGGACCACCUGGUCCGGACCGGAGCCGGUCCAGGUGGAUUGGAGGAACCAGGCACGGAUGAUGUCACUGCUACACCUGUACUCAUUCCAUCCUCAUCAUCCUCGUAAUCCAAUGUGGAGAGUGCUUGAGUGACUGGAAUCAAUAGCAGACCUGGAGCUGAAAGAUGUGUCCUGUUCUGUGUUCUGUCGGUUUAGAAUCCUGGGGGUAGUUCUGGAGGUCAACAUCAGGAGAACCACAUUCUGUGAUGGGAGAGGGGCCUCUAACACACGUAGACUUUACCUCUAACACAGGUAGACUCUACCUCUAACACAGGUAGAUUUACACAGGUAGACUCUACCUCUAACACAGGUAGACUUACACAUGUAGAACUUACCUCUAACGCAGGUAGAUUUACACAGGUAGACGUUUACCUCUAACACAGGUAGACUCUGCCUCUAACACAGGUAGACUUAAACUCUAACACAGGUAGACUUACACAGGUUGAAUGUAUCUCUAACAGGUAGAAUGUGUGCAUGACAGGUGGAAUGUGUCUAUAACACCGGGUCUAUCCCUGAGGACUAAACAAGGACUGCACCAGAGCCAGGACUUCAUCAAUCCACAUUAUUUAUGCUUGAUAACAGUUUCAAUCCUUUGCGCAGCGAGAAAUAUAUUUACCAAAAAAUAUUUUGAUGCAUACAUUAAAUGAUUGAAAGACGUAUAAUUCCGAUGCUUGUAUUUUUUUGUG